Macadamia integrifolia is the source of this 2179-nucleotide messenger RNA. RefSeq names its product phospholipase D delta-like. Bases 1327 to 1974 code for a protein of 215 amino acids. Gene Ontology annotation, cellular component: plasma membrane. The record is from RefSeq and is a predicted model, not a curated record. The transcript is spliced from 3 exons. Gene Ontology annotation, biological process: phospholipid catabolic process. Gene Ontology annotation, molecular function: D-type glycerophospholipase activity. Lineage: Eukaryota; Viridiplantae; Streptophyta; Magnoliopsida; Proteales; Proteaceae.
AAAGAUUUAAAGGGAUGGAUGAAGUGGAGAGGUGCGUCUGGAGUGUUGUGUGACCAACACAAUGUUGGGCAAUCACACAAUACAAUGUUGGGCAGUUAAGAGGCAUCAUAUAGACAAGCUAUGUGUAGUAGAGAUGAGGAUGUUGAGGUGGAUGUGUGGCAAGACUAGGAAGGGUAAAGUAAGGAAUGAACAUAUUAAAGUUGAUUUGGGAGUUGUCAUGAUCCAUGACAAGCUCCAAGAAAGUUGUUUGAGGUGACAUGGCCAUGUUCAAUGGAGGCCUCGGGAUGCACCAGAGACUAGGAGUGAACGGAAUCAGAUUAAAGAAUCUAAAAGAGCCAGGGGCAGGCCUAAAAUGACCAUAGGAGUAGUAGUGAGGAAAGACAUGCAUAGUUUUGGUCUUGACUCAAGUAUGACCUCGAAUAGAGCUGUUUGGAGGGCAAGGAUCCAUGAAGCCAACCCCAUUUAGGUGGUAUUUUACUGAGGUAUCGCUGUUCUUUUUUCUAUUAUUAUUAAUAUUUUACCCUCGCACUGAUCCAUGUAACCGACUUCAUUUAGUUGGAAAAGGCCAAGUAGUUGUUGUUGUUGCUUGAGGGGGGGAUGUUAAAGGUAUACCACUUGGGGUAUUUUGGUGUUUCUUGUAGUGUCUCUUUUAUUUCAAAGCUGUAUGAGUAAUUACUCAUAUACUGAGGAGUUUAUUAUAAUUAAAUAUCAUAUUUAUGUUAUAAAUAUAACCCUUCCUGCCGGUUAGGGUGUCUUCACACCCUAAUUAAUCAGUUUCUCUUUCCUCCCCUAUUUUCUUCUCUUCUUCUUUCUCUUGAUCUGCACUGGUAUUGGUUAAUGCUUUUCUGAUUUUGUCACAUGAACGAUUAUUUAUCGGAUGCCAUAAAUCGGAUCGGCUAUUACUGCAUCCGUAUUCGGCAUGAACAGUGACAGAUCCACAUAUUUGUCUCAUUUACAGGGCUAAUGAUAUGGCAGAAGUAGAAAACCUGUAACUGUUGUCAUUACAGAUGAUUAGGAUUUUAUCUUGUGAUAAUUGCUGCCUCCAUGUAUAGCCAUAACUAAAUACAUUCAAAACACAGAAGGUUCUUCAAAAUUUCUGCUUUUAUUUCCCAAAUGGUAUAAUGACACAGCACCAACUUCUCAUUGAUCAUAAUAUCAGCGUGGUUCAUUUCAAAACCUUAACAUGGUUUGGUUGGUGUAAUACUAAUGAGUUUGUAUAUACAUAAGUUAUGUACAAGGAACCAUUAUGUAGUAAGCAAUUUCAUGGACAUUUGGCUAAUGGGGAUUUAGUUUUAACUCUUCUUUUGCAUUUUGCAGAGCCGGACAAUGCAAAUGAUGUAUGAAAUUAUUGCACAGGAGCUAAAAUACAAGAAGCUUGAGAACUCUCACCCUCUAGACUACCUGAAUUUCUAUUGUCUUGGUAAUCGGGAACCUGAUGGAACUUCACCACCGAGUAGCCAGCCAUCUACUAAUGGUGAUGCGGCAUCUGGUGCCCAAAAGCACCGGCGGUUUAUGAUUUAUGUUCAUGCGAAAGGAAUGGUAGUAGAUGAUGAAUAUGUCAUUGUAGGAUCUGCGAAUAUCAAUGACAGAUCAUUGGAUGGUUCUAGAGACACAGAAAUAGCUAUGGGUGCAUAUCAGCCACAUCACACAUGGGCUAAGAAGAAACACCCACAUGGCCAGAUACAUGGAUAUAGGAUGUCUCUGUGGGCUGAGCACCUGGGGAUGGUAGAUGAGCUUUUCAGGAAGCCACAGAGUUUGGCUUGUGUUAACUAUGUGAAUGAAUUGGCUCGUGAGAACUGGGAGACAUACGUAGCCGAGGAAGUUAAACCGCUGCAUGGCCACCUUCUCACGUACCCAAUUUCGGUAGAUGCCAAUGGGCAUGUUGGUCCUUUGCCAGGGCAUGAGGAGUUUCCUGAUGUUGGUGGUAAGGUACUUGGGGCUCCCUCCUCCCUUCCUGAUGCUCUGACCACAUAGUGUGCAAUCUUUUACUUGUUAAUAUGUGAUUGAUUGGAACCAAAAGAACAGUAGUUAGAAGAAGAGGGGGGGGGGGUUGUACAGUUCUGAUAAAUUUCAGUGGUACUAACUGGUCCCACUCCUUUGUUGCAUGUAAUUUUAGUUGUACAUAAGAGAAAGAAUAAUGGUUUCCACUGUAUAAAAAAAGAAUCUUCAUUUCUAUUUC